Sphaeramia orbicularis (orbiculate cardinalfish) is the source of this 7358-nucleotide messenger RNA. It is a transcript of the gene cacna1fb, whose product is annotated as calcium channel, voltage-dependent, L type, alpha 1F subunit. The transcript has 51 exons. Gene Ontology annotation, biological process: calcium ion import across plasma membrane. Gene Ontology annotation, cellular component: voltage-gated calcium channel complex; membrane. NCBI's taxonomy places the organism in Eukaryota, Metazoa, Chordata, Actinopteri, Kurtiformes, Apogonidae. The record is from RefSeq and is a predicted model, not a curated record. Gene Ontology annotation, molecular function: high voltage-gated calcium channel activity. The coding region runs from base 390 to 6590 and encodes 2066 amino acids.
GAGAGCUGGAUGGAUAGAUGGAGUCAGAUUAGUGAGUCCAAGCUGAAAAAAGAAGCGGAAUUUAUUUCCUCUGUGGAUGUUUGUGGAUUUAUUUAAUUUUUUCUACCUUUUUUUCCACUUUUUUCUUUCUCCUCCUCUGUUCAUGUCGGAUGUUCAAACAGAAGAACCGCUGAAUUGAUCCGCAGCUGCAAAGAAAAGUGGAUUAAUUUAUUUACAUAUUUAUUUUUUCAUUGUGUUUUUUUUUUUUUUUUUUUUUUUUUGGUUUGUGUGUUUGAGAUGCUGAGAAGUUAUCGAGCAGGACCACAAACCCGCCGAUGGGGAUAAAAACUGAUCAAAGUGCGGAUCGAUAACCAUGAGCGUCUGGAGCUGAGGACGAACAAGCAGCGGAGAUGUACGAGGAAAGCCGAAAAAGUUCUGGUCGCAACGGCUACACCAAAGCAGUGGAUGGAGAGGAGGGAGGAGGAGAGGGGGAGGAGGAGGAGGAGGGAGGAGAGGGGGAUGGAGGAGGAGGUGGAGGUGGAGGUGAGGAGAGGGAGGCCGACUGGGACGAAGAGUUGGACGGAGAGAACGAGGGAGGAGUGAGGAUGACGAGAACCGACACGCUGCAUUCGACCACGAGUUCGACCGGAACGCAGAGGAAGAGAGGACAACACGCUAAGAAACAGAUCCAGGGCACUAACCAGGUCCAACGAGCUCCUAGAGCCUUAUUCUGCCUGAAACUCAACAAUCCAAUCAGACGAGCUGCUCUGUCUAUCGUGGAGUGGAAACCAUUUGACAUCUUCAUCCUGUUAGCCAUCUUUGCUAACUGUGUCGCUCUGGGCGUCUCCAAACCGUUUCCUGAGGACGACUCCAACUCCACCAACCAUGACCUGGAACAAGUGGAGUACGUCUUCCUCAUCAUCUUCACCGUGGAAACCUUCCUGAAGAUCCUGGCCUAUGGUCUGGUCAUGCACCCGAGCUCCUACAUCCGGAACGGGUGGAACUUACUCGACUUUGUCAUCGUCAUCGUCGGGUUGUUCAGCGUUGUCUUGGAAACCAUGACCCAUAAGUCUGGAGAACAGGCCACCACUCACCACAUGCCGGGAAAACCUGGAGGUCUGGACGUCAAAGCUCUGAGGGCCUUCAGGGUCCUGAGGCCCCUCAGACUGGUCUCUGGAGUCCCCAGUCUGCAGAUCGUGUUGAACUCCAUCAUGAAGGCCAUGGUUCCUCUGCUCCACAUCGCUCUGCUGGUUCUGUUCGUCAUCAUCAUCUACGCCAUCAUCGGUCUGGAGCUUUUUAUCGGACGGAUGCACAAGACGUGUUACUACAUCGGAGCAGAUAACUACGUGGAGGAUGACCCGGUGCCGUGUGCGUUCGCCGGUCAUGGUCGUCAGUGCAUCGUAAAUGGUACAGAAUGUCGUGGACGGUGGGACGGCCCCAACGGCGGAAUCACCAACUUCGAUAACUUCUUCUUCGCCAUGUUGACGGUGUUCCAGUGCAUCACCAUGGAGGGAUGGACUGACGUGCUCUACUGGAUGAACGAUGCCAUCGGCUUCGAGCUGCCCUGGGUUUAUUUCGUCAGUCUGGUGAUUUUCGGCUCCUUCUUCGUUCUCAACCUUGUUCUGGGAGUCCUCAGCGGAGAGUUCAGUAAAGAAAGAGAGAAGGCGAAGGCUCGGGGAGAUUUCCAGAAGCUCCGGGAGAAGCAGCAGAUGGAGGAGGAUCUGUGUGGAUACAUGGACUGGAUCACCCAGGCCGAGGACAUGGACGAACUGGAUGAGGACGGUAACCCACGUCCGUCUCUUGGUGAUCUUGCAGAUAAGAAGAGAGGGAAAUUUGGAUGGUUCAGUCACUCUAAUGAUACCCACGCGAGUCUUCCUGCAAGUGAAACAGCAUCUGAGAACACGGAGAACAUCGAUGAAGAACACACCAACUGCUGCCAGGCCUGCUGUGCUCGAAUGAUGAAGAUCAGCUGCUGUCGAGUCCUGCGUCGGUGGAACCGUGUUUGUCGGAGGAACUGUCGCACCGCUGUUAAAUCGGUGACGUUCUAUUGGCUGGUUCUGCUGCUCGUCUUCCUCAACACGUCUCUGAGCGCGUCCGAACACUAUGACCAACCUGUUUGGCUGACGCAAGUCCAGGACAUCGCCAACAAGGUGCUUCUGUCUCUGUUCACGGUGGAGAUGCUGUUGAAGAUGUACAGUCUGGGUUUGGCUCAUUACUUCGUGGCGUUCUUCAACCGUUUCGACUGCUUCGUGGUGUGCGGUGGCAUCAUGGAGACCAUCCUGGUGGAGCUGGACAUCAUGCCUCCUCUGGGGAUCUCCGUGCUGCGAUGCGUCCGCCUGCUGCGAAUCUUCAAGGUCACACGCCAUUGGACGGCUCUGUCCAACCUGGUGGCGUCUCUGCUCAACUCCAUGAAGUCCAUCGCCUCUCUUCUGCUGCUGCUCUUCCUCUUCCUCAUCAUCUUCGCUCUGCUGGGCAUGCAGCUGUUUGGAGGAAAGUUCAACUUCGACGAGACCCAAACCAAACGCAGCACCUUCGACGCCUUCCCGCAGGCGCUGCUCACCUGCUUCCAGAUCUUAACAGGUGAGGACUGGAACGUUGUAAUGUACGACGGCAUCAUGGCGUACGGCGGCCCCGUGUUCCCUGGGAUGAUCGUCUGCGUUUACUUCGUCAUCCUGUUCAUCUGCGGUAACUACAUCCUGCUGAACGUCUUCUUGGCCAUCGCUGUGGACAACUUGGCCGGAGGAGACGGAGAAGACAAGAAGAAAGACAAAAAGAAGGAAGGAGGCACAGAAGAGGGGGAGGAGGAAGAGGAGGCCGAGGAAGGAGAGGUGAAGGUCGACAUCGACGAGGACACGGAGUACGAGGAGGAGGAGGAGCUUCCUGAAGGAGACGACGACGGAGGAGUCCAGUUAAAGAUGGCCGACCUGGCUCCUCCUAAAGAGAAGGUUCUUCCGAUCCCAGAAGGCAGCGCUUUCUUCUGCCUCAGCAAAACAAACCCAAUCCGAGUGGCCUGUCACACUCUGAUCCACCAUCACAUCUUCACCAACCUCAUCCUCGUCUUCAUCAUCCUCAGCAGCUGCUCAUUGGCUGCUGAGGAUCCAAUCAGAGCUCAUUCUUUCAGAAAUAACAUUCUGGGUUAUGCAGACUACGCCUUCACCUCCAUCUUCACUGUGGAGAUUCUGCUAAAGAUGACCGUCCACGGAGCGUUUCUCCAUCAGGGCUCGUUCUGCAGGAACUGGUUCAACCUGUUGGAUCUGUUGGUCGUCAGCGUCUCACUCGUCUCCUUCUUCCUUCACUCCAGCGCCAUCUCGGUGGUGAAGAUCCUCCGAGUCCUCAGGGUGCUUCGACCUCUGAGGGCCAUAAACCGAGCCAAAGGCCUGAAGCAUGUGGUCCAGUGUGUGUUCGUGGCCAUCAGGACCAUCGGAAACAUCAUGAUCGUCACCACUCUGCUCCAGUUCAUGUUCGCCUGCAUCGGAGUCCAGCUCUUCAAGGGUAAAUUUUAUCGCUGCACAGAUGAAGCCAAACACACGCCGGAACAGUGCAAGGGGACUUUUGUGGUUUAUAAGGACGGGGACGUGAACCACCCCAUGGUCAGAGAACGGAUCUGGCUGAACAGCGACUUUAACUUCGACAACGUGCUGAUGGGGAUGAUGGCGCUCUUCACCGUGUCCACCUUCGAGGGUUGGCCGGCGUUACUGUAUAAAGCCAUCGACGCCAACGGGGAGAACUCUGGUCCCAUCUACAACUACCGGGUGGAGAUCUCCAUCUUCUUCAUCGUCUACAUCAUCAUCAUCGCCUUCUUCAUGAUGAACAUCUUCGUGGGUUUUGUCAUCAUCACCUUCAGAGAGCAAGGAGAACAGGAGUACAAGAACUGUGAGCUGGACAAGAACCAGCGUCAGUGUGUGGAGUACGCUCUGAAGGCUCAGCCGCUGAAACUCUACAUCCCAAAGAACCCGGUUCAGUACAAGUUCUGGUCCAUCAUCAACUCCACGGGCUUCGAGUACGUCAUGUUCGUGCUCAUCCUGCUCAACACCGUCACUCUGGCCAUUCAGCAUUAUGAACAGUCCAAAGACUUCAGCUACGUCAUGGACAUCCUCAACAUGGUCUUCACCGGACUGUUCACAGUGGAGAUGCUGCUGAAACUGCUGGCACUAAGACUGAGGCAUUACUUCGUCGAUGCCUGGAACUCCUUUGACGCUCUCAUCGUGGUCGGCAGCGUCGUGGAUAUUGUCGUCACUGAAUUCAGUAGCGGCGAGGACAGCUCCAGAGUGUCCAUCACCUUCUUCCGUCUGUUUCGAGUGAUGCGAUUGGUUAAACUGCUGAGCAAAGGGGAGGGGAUUCGCACGCUGCUGUGGACCUUCAUCAAAUCCCUGCAGGCUCUGCCGUACGUCGCUCUGCUCAUCGCCAUGAUCUUCUUCAUCUACGCCGUCAUCGGAAUGCAGACUUUUGGGAAGAUAGCGAUGCAGGAUUACACUCAGAUCAACAGGAACAACAACUUCCAGACGUUUCCUCAGGCUGUUCUGCUGCUCUUCAGGUGUGCGACAGGUGAGGCGUGGCAGGAGAUCAUGUUGGCCAGUCUGCCGGGGAAACGCUGCGACCCGGAUUCGGACUACGAACCUGGAGAAGAAUUCAGCUGCGGCAGCAACUUCGCCAUCGUGUACUUCAUCAGCUUCUUCAUGCUCUGUGCUUUCCUGAUCAUUAACCUGUUUGUCGCCGUCAUCAUGGACAACUUCGACUAUCUGACGCGUGAUUGGUCGAUUCUGGGGCCGCAUCACCUGGAUGAGUUUAAGAGGAUCUGGUCUGAGUACGACCCUGAAGCCAAAGGUCGGAUCAAACACCUGGACGUGGUGGCUCUGCUCAGGAGGAUCCAACCUCCGCUGGGCUUUGGGAAGCUGUGUCCUCACAGAGUGGCCUGUAAGCGUCUGGUGGCCAUGAACAUGCCUCUGAACGCUGAUGGGAUGGUCACCUUCAACGCCACCCUCUUCGCUCUGGUCCGGACCGCCCUCAAGAUCAAGACUGAAGGUAACCCCGAGCAGGAGAACGAGGAGCUGAGGGUGAUCAUCAAAAAGAUCUGGAAGAGAAUGAAACCCAAACUGUUGGAUGAGGUCAUACCGCCGCACGAAGGUAAAGAGGAGGAGGUGACGGUCGGGAAGUUUUACGCCACUUUCCUGAUCCAGGAUUACUUCAGGAAAUUCAGGAAAAGGAAGGAGAAAGGAGGUCUGAGCGUGGAGGCCGACAACACCAACCCAUCUGCGGUUCAGCUGUGUAAAGCCGGUCUGAAGACUCUGCAGGAUCUGGGUCCAGAGAUGCGUUUGGCUCUGAAUGAGGAUCUGGAGGAGGAGGAGGAGGCCAUGAUGGAGGAGGAGGAGCUGGAGGACAACGCCCAGUACAAGAACGAAGACCGACGAGGCUCCAUGUUGGGAACCCCCACAGGUCCUGGCGGUGUCGUGGGCGAUGGCGGUGUGUCUAACGGCGGCCUGAUCCAUCGCGUCGGUUCUCUCACUAAGAUGCCGAACGGCAGCGAACACGACGACUUGCGCCGCGGAUCUGUCGGUCAUCAAAACCACCGCCGGCCGUCGGUGAGGAACGGCCUGUUAGACCACGGACACAAGAGGCCGUCCUACUACAAAUAUGGACGGCGGGACUCGAGGGACAGAUACUGGAGGAACGGCGACAUGGAGGUGUAUGGAGAGCAGGGAUACUACAGCAGAGAAGAAGACAACGAGAGCAUCGCCUCCAGAGACAGACAUUACCCCGACGAGCCUCCAAUGUACAGAGACCACUAUGAUGGCCACGCCCCCUACAACGCUAACUACGGCAACGGCUACAGUGAUGGCAGGAGGACGACCCGCAGACGCCUCCUUCCUGCCACGCCCACAGGUCGAAAGCCGUCGUUUAACAUCCAGUGUCUGCGGCGUCAGGGCAGCAGCGACGACCUGCCCAUCCCCGGAACGUACCACCCCACGUCCCCCCCACGCCGCGCCCACGGAGAGCAGCAGACGUACGGGGGUUACGAGUCUCACCACGCCUCCGGACACUCGUCGAUGGCGUCCUCAGCGUCGUGGGCUAACCCGUGUCCUCGCCGCGGUCGCCUCCUUUACGCUCCUCUGAUCCUGGUGGAGGAGGAGGGCAGUCCACCGUGGGGAGGGGGAGGAGUCGACGGCAAGAAGGGAGGAGCAGGAAGAGGUGUGAGUGUGACGGGCGCCGCCCCCAGACCGGCCUGGUACGGCGGCCCUGGAGGGACAGCAGCUCCGCCCCCCUACAGAGCGUACACCACCCUCAGAGUCCCGUCGCAGCUCGGCGCUCAGUUCACAGAGAAGAGAGGUUCGGCCGACAGUCUGGUGGAGGCGGUUCUCAUCUCUGAAGGUCUCGGCCUUUACGCUCGGGAUCCGAAGUUCGUGGCGUUCGCAAAGCGUGAGAUCGCAGAUGCGUGUCACAUGACGGUGGACGAGAUGGAGUCGGCGGCCAGCGACCUGCUCGGAACAGGAAGCCACGCUUUCCUCAGCAACGCCUCGGACCCGGCGGCGCUCUACAGCGACGAGGAGCCGAUCAGGACGGGACGCGACGAAGACGAACUGGCCGACGAGAUGACCUGUGUGACGUCAUUCUGACCGACACUAGGGACCAAUCAGAGACUGUGGAGGCGGGACAUCAGUGUUUGACCGACAGGGUGUUUGACCAAUCGGAGUGUGGUCGAACAAAUGACAUGAUUUUAGAAAGAAGACACACAGAUGAUGAACUUUUAAAAAGCAGACAAAGAAAAUGAUGAAUGAUGAAACUAAAGAUGUCCGCCCUCAGACUGUGACUGUGUCGUCAUGGUGACACAUCUCAUUAACAAGAUGGAUGCUGGGAUUUUUAUUUUGGACGCUGUUGACCUGAGUCAGUGCGAGGUCUGAUUUGAAACUGAACUGAUGGAUCCAUCACAGACCGAGGAGAACACAUCAGCUCUUUAAAGAACUGUCCAACAUUUAGUCUGAUCUAAAUGUUUAGCUGGAACCGGGGAUAUGCGGGAAAUAUUUGCUUUAACUUAAUCACUUAAUUAAUUGAUUAUCAGAUUAGUUUUUUUUGUCUCUGCUGUUUUUUUAUUGAACACAGGAAACCGUGUGUCUGUGCAGAUUUUCUUUUAUAAGUGUUUGAUAUUUUUUAUUUGUGCACAUGAGGAUGACGCAUCGGUUUGUCCACUUCUCUGUUGGUGUUUUCGUCUCAUCACAUUUCUGUAUUUCUGUCUUCUGUUUGUGUCCCAGCAGAUAAUGUUAAGGGCUUAUUUUCAACUUCAUGCCUGGAUUCCCCCAGAAUCCUCCUCAGACGUUUCAUCUGCAGCGUUCAGCUGAGAAACAGCUCUGAACCCUCGUUUACCUCCAAUAAAGACUGAAAACCUG